This is a messenger RNA of Oldenlandia corymbosa var. corymbosa, 483 nucleotides long. The record is from the annotation of a GenBank genome assembly. Lineage: Eukaryota; Viridiplantae; Streptophyta; Magnoliopsida; Gentianales; Rubiaceae.
AUGGAGUUUGAAGGGAAACAGUUGCAAGAAAUAAAAGAAGCAAUUGGUGAAGAAAUGGUGAAGCUGGAGAGAAGGGCUAAAGAUGUAGAGGAGAAAGAUGAGAAAUCGGCUACAUUGCUUAAGGAGAUUGAGCUGAGGGAAAAAAUCAUGGGGUCAAAGAACCUUGAGCUUGUUGCGAAAGAGGAGCAACUUCAAGUCUUGAAAGAUCUUUUGGAUUUGAGGGAGAAAAAUUCUAUGGUAGAUUUUGCUGUCAAUGUAGAUUCUCAGAUAAAGAGCAUUGCAGAACUAGAUCCAGAAAACCCAUGUGAAUCUGUUCUAUUAGGAAAUAAAAUCUGUGGAAGAGAUGUACUACUUGAAAAAGCCAACAGUUCACCGAAAAUGAGUGGAAGAGAUUCACCUGAAAAUGCCGAGAAUUCCCAAAGUUGCAAGAGAAGAAAGUCCUCUCGGGAAACUAAGGGAAAGCCACCAGAUAGGCUGGUCUAG